AUGAAUGAUAUCAAAUCUGUGGUACCUUUAGAAUCGAAUCCGGAAGUUUUUACAAAUUUUGCUUAUGAUCUGGGGUUGAAUAGAUCAUUUGCGUUUAUAGAUCUGUACUCGUUGACUGAUCCUGAAUUAUUGGCAUUUGUACCAACUCCAGUCAGGGCUAUUGUACUCUUAUUUCCUAUCAAUGACUUUUUCGAAAAGAAUAAAGGAGACACUUCCAAUUCCCAAGGAGACGAAAUCAAACCAAUUUGGUUCCAACAAACUGUGAGAAAUGCCUGUGGGUUGUAUGCUAUAUUGCAUUCUUUGAGUAACAAUAAGCCGUUGUUACAAGGGGAUUCAGAACUUUCUAAAUAUUUGGAAGACAAUAGAAAAGUUGAUGGACAAUAUAAUGAUGAUAAAACUGAUAAUUUUGUUGUUCAAUUAAGUGAUAAAUACUCGACUAAUUUCACUGCAGGUGAUACAGAGGCACCAUCUUCAGAGGAGAAUGUAAACCUCCAUUUUAUUACAUUUAUUGAAAAGGAUGGAAAGAUAUAUGAAUUGGACGGAAGAAAAGUGGGUGCCAAUUGCUUGGGUGAUUCAGUUGCCUCUUCAAUUGAUGGGAAUUUACUGAACGAAAAAGUGAUAGUGGAUAGAGUUAAUUGGUAUAUGGGAAAUGCUGAUGAAGCAAGUAGAUUGCAAUUUUCUUUGUUAGCCUUAGCACCAUCGUUAGAUUAA
Messenger RNA from Vanderwaltozyma polyspora DSM 70294, 711 nucleotides. It is a transcript of the gene YUH1, whose product is annotated as ubiquitin-specific protease YUH1. Gene Ontology annotation, biological process: ubiquitin-dependent protein catabolic process; protein deubiquitination. The transcript has a single exon. The record is from RefSeq and is a predicted model, not a curated record. Gene Ontology annotation, molecular function: cysteine-type deubiquitinase activity. Lineage: Eukaryota; Fungi; Ascomycota; Saccharomycetes; Saccharomycetales; Saccharomycetaceae. The coding region runs from base 1 to 711 and encodes 236 amino acids. Gene Ontology annotation, cellular component: cytoplasm.